AUGCUGGACACCGUGCAUGGUCGUGCCGUCGGUCGAUUUGGCGCGAGGGAGCCAGCUCCGACGACGACCAGACGACCCGUCGAUUCGGCCCUACCUUGCAAGCAAAGUACAAGGGAAGAAGCGGCACGCGUGGCGGCAGCGCAAGCCCUGGCGGACGUAGAGCAGCAAAAGGCAGCCACGGCGGCACUCAAACUCGAACGAAAAUGGGAGAUGGCAAGGGAGGAAGCGGAGAAAGCGCAGCGACGGCAGCUGGCCGUGGAGCAGUGGACGCUCGCCAAGCGACACCACCUUCGAGCCCUCGUCCUGUUCCAAGGGUGGCGGCCGUGGCGUCAUCUUGUGGCCAUGUGCAGGACGAAAGCCAUCAAGGCCAAGCAUUGGCACCACGACACGACCCUCCACCAGCGCUUUGGCGCGUGGGUGGGGUACCGAGACGCGUGUCGUGCUCAAGCUCGGGCGAUUCGGACGGCGCGACUGCGCGCGGCGGCAACCUGGCACGACAAGCGAUGGCUGAAUCGAGUGAUGCUCCAGUGGCAGGCCGUGCGGGAGGCCACGGUGCAAAGAGAACUGUCGGUUCGAACAGCGUCUCACAACCACCUCGUCCGGCGCCUAUGGGGUGUCGUCAAGAGCCUGACGGACGCUCGAAAGGCUCAGCUCUGCCGUCUUCAGGUCAAGCGCGAGGCCGACGCCAAGCGACGAGUGCUGCAUGUGUGGUCAUGUCGUGUGGGAGUGUGGAGAAAGGAAGCAGCAGCUAAACGCGAAAAGGACAGGAUGUGGCGCCAGAUGCACGUGUGGCUAGCCGACGACAACAACUGA
Molecule: messenger RNA, 813 nt
Organism: Aphanomyces astaci
Lineage: Eukaryota; Oomycota; Saprolegniomycetes; Saprolegniales; Verrucalvaceae
Exons: 6
Coding region: 1-813 (270 amino acids)
Source: RefSeq, a predicted model, not a curated record